GUUUGUUGUCCGCGUCUGGCCCGAGCGAUGACGUAGUGAUCGCUGUGCCGGAAGUCUUGCUGUGCUGACUUGGUGGGUUUUCUGCCUUCCUGGCGUUGGGACUCGCCGUAGAGCCACCAUGGCGCCAAAAGGAAAGGUGGGAACAAAAGGUAAAAAGCAGAUAUUUGAAGAAAACAAGGAUACCCUCAAGUUCUAUCUGCGGAUCAUUUUGGGAGCUAAUGCCAUUUAUGGAAUUAUUAACUUUGUGGUCUUCUAUGCAACAGCCACUGCGUGGAGUUGGAUUGCAUUUGUGUUCAGUUUGAUGAUCUACGGGGCCAGUUACCGCUCAAUGAGCUCCAUGGCAAAGCCUUCUUUUGCGGAUGACGGCAGCCUUGCAGAUGGUGGAAUUGACCUGAAUAUGGAGCAGGGGAUGGCAGAGCAUCUGAAGGAUGUGAUCUUGCUUACAGCCAUAAUCCAAGUCCUCAGCUGUUUUUCCCUCUAUGUGUGGUACUUCUGGCUCUUGGCUCCGGGUCGAGCACUCUAUCUCCUCUGGGUUAACAUCCUAGGGCCUUGGCUCACUGCAGAUUCUUCAGCCGCCAACCAGGAGCCCAACGAAAAGAAGCAGCGCCGUCAGGAACGCCGCCAGAUGAAGCGCUUUUAACUGUGCUCAUGGAAAUAGAUAUCAUGCCACCUGUUGUCUCCAUGUGGCUGCUUAUCAGGGAUGUGAUUUCUUUUUAACCAAUCAGAAACGUCAGGGGUUUCUUCUCUCUGCUGACCCUCCCCUUCUGUGACAGCAGUUCACUAUAAGGCAGGGCUGUGGAAUCAGUGCCCCCCCCAGUUGCUGCCAAAAGCCAUCUUCCCAUAUUCCUGACCAUCGGCCAUGCUGCCUGGGGUUGAUGGGAUUUGGAGUCUCACAGGUUUUUCACCUGCGCUAUGAGGCUCAAUUGUUUCAGGGGAAGUGUUGCCAGGCAGAUACUUGGCCUUCAUCUGCUUUGUGGCAAGUGGGGAGGGGACCUCUUGGAUGUUGGAGGUGUGUAAAUAUCUUUAUAAGUGAUGCUGUAAUAUGAAUCGAAGGGUGGAGGCACUGCAGGGUUUUAAGAAAUGGUUCAUUAAAAAAACAAACACAAAAGGCUGUAAGAGUCUGUAUGAGAGUGCUUGUGGCUGAAGUUGAUUUUAUAUCAUCACAACUUGUACCUUUCACAUUUGUUGACCCACUUCUAAGCGGGCACAGUAAAUAAAACCAAAAUACAAAACAAGCAAUAAACUUCAACAGUCAAAACAAUAAUUAAAGCCAGAGUUCACAAAAGAUCGCAUCCCAUUUAAGGCAAAGGGAAUAAUAGGAUAUUUGAGGUGUUCAAAAGAAGUUCUCAUUUAAAUCCUAGGGUAUUUAUUUUUAAACUAGCUGGUAGGGAAUUUUGGCUGAAAGGUGGUGUGUAAGUAUUUCAUACACCAUUGUACACCUCCCUGUUCUCUAUAACAACAAAGCUAAAUUGAUGAGGUUACAUGGGCAUCUAGCCCCCAAUUCAGGGCAGAGUGGUGAGGGGAGCUGUUUUGCAAGAGGACGUGGGCAGGAUGGGUGAAAGCCUCACAGAAGUAGCACCCCACCUCCCUACAGCAGAAAUAUUAGCACAUAGCCCUGCAUCUGGAAGACAACAACUGGAAGUGACCAUGUUAGGGCAUGUUGACCCACUACCCCCAGCUCGCAACUCCAGCCACAGCUGACUGGAGUGUGAGGCCAAGUUGCUUGAGGGCAUUGGAGAUAUCAGACGCUUCCUGCCUGCGCUCAGCCAAGCUGCUGGAGUGGACAAUUCCCCAAGGUGAUCUACCAUCAGCUGUCCUGCAGGAAAGAUUUCAGGAGAGGCAGCAAAGACCACCUCAUGGCCUGGUCUUACUGAACUUUUUCCAUCCUCGCCCAGAUAAGAUCUAUGAUCAACUGCCCUGUGAGAAAUAUCCUGGUGACUUUUUAAUAUUCCUUGUAAGCUGCCUUGGACAGAUUUGUAUCACGAAGGAUAGUUAGUUAGUUAGUUAGUUAGUUAAAUAAAUAAGAUGCUGAGAACGGGAGGGAUAAUAGCAUUGAGGUGCUCCAUUACCCUGAAAAUAAGAUCAGAAGGAACAGGAAGUAGAGAUUUGGGGAGGGUGCACUCUCACAUUAUGGGGGUCUGCAGGAAUUUUUCUGGGAUUGUGGUGGAGCCGAAGUAAAACAAUGAAAAGGGGAGAGUGAGCUGAUUUCUCACAAAACAUGAGAAGAAUACUGCCUGAACAUCUCAUAUUUUACAUAUGCUAGAAACACUCUUUUAAAAAGAAGCUAGGAAUUGGGGGGGUAGGGGUGUCAUCCAUCCCAUGACCCAAAUUGGAAGUAGCAUCUGGUUAGAGAAGGAAUGGGGAACAUUGAAGAGAAAGAAGGAAGGAAGGAUGACGUCUGUUCCUUAAAAUACAACUUCCAUUGUCUGUCGUAAAGCCUGCUAACCCCGUUCAGUGUCUUCCCUUCAGUACCCUCCCCUUCUUCAAGGAGAAAAUACUCCAUAUUUCUCUGUGUGGAUUUCAACUUCUAAAUGGGUUUUUUAUUUUGAAGGCUGGAUAGGGUGUGGCCUUGCACAGCUUCCACAUCGUCAUAGGCCAGAAAGGGAGUGGCAACCCACUUGUUUUUAAAUAUUUUACACAUUAGGUUUCUUCUAGUGUUUUGGAUUUAGUCCAGUAGCUCUAUUUAGAGAUUUCUUCAUGUUUCCCAGCCAGUCAGUUUCCAUCAGUGCUGCUGCCUCAAGAGAGAGAAUGAAGUCCAGUACGGCCUAAGUGAAAGAAAUGCAGUAAUCCAAGAGGGAAGUUGUUGGGUUUUUUUUCUUAAUUUGGGGCCUUUGCUGGUGAAGGUAUGCAAGCUUUUGCAUUUGACAGAGUGUCCUGGUUUUCAGGCAAAAACGAGGCGUCUGUGUGUAUAACCUUACUGGAGCCACAAUGGAAGCCUUUUAGUCAUUUAAU
This is a messenger RNA of Zootoca vivipara (common lizard), 2952 nucleotides long. It is a transcript of the gene TMEM208, whose product is annotated as transmembrane protein 208. Lineage: Eukaryota; Metazoa; Chordata; Lepidosauria; Squamata; Lacertidae. The record is from RefSeq and is a predicted model, not a curated record. Gene Ontology annotation, biological process: vacuolar protein processing. Gene Ontology annotation, cellular component: intracellular membrane-bounded organelle.